ACUAUACUACUAUUAUAUAUCCGUAUUACAACAAAGUGAGCCACAAAUGUGAUUGGAGGAGAUGUAUAUUGUUUCUUGAUGGGUUUUAAAACUUGUCUUACCAAUGGGCGGGCACAACUACACACGCUACACAGUUACCUAUCAAAUCAUAAUUAGUACGCAGAGAAAAAAACAACACCACCUCUUUUCUCAAGGACAUGACACUAAAGUAAAGCGUUGAUCUCUCUCUCUCUCUCUCUUUCUCUCUUUCAUCUCUUCUUCUCUCAACAAUCUCUCUGGUUCUAGUGAUAAUAAGCAAAACAUGCUUUCAACUACUGGGAGAAAGGAGAAGCUCGCCGUUUCCACAGGCUCCUACAUCGAAGUCUCAUCUGACGAACACUACCACGCCACUGGCAAUGUAUGGUACCACGCUCUUCUCCAAGAAAACCUUGCUUCAUCCAAGCGCAAGAAGCUCUCUGUUCUCCACUUGAACCCUCUGUCCAACGAAGACUACUCUCCUCCCUUGAUCACCACCGCUUUUCACCGUCUGAUCCGUCCCGUUCCGCCGCCGGAUCCUUUCCCUGAAGUUGGUUUUGAGAAAGGUGACAUGAUUGACGCUGCCCACAAAGGUGGCUGGUGGUCUGGUUGGGUGAUUAAAGUUCUGGGUGAGCGUUUCUUGGUGUACUUGAGAUUCGAACCUGACGUCAUCGAGGUUGAAAGGAAGGACAUGCGGCCACAUUGGGUUUGGAAAGAUGCAGAGUGGUUUCGUUGCGAGAAACGACUAUUGACUGAGUCAGAGUUUAGCUCUGGAACGGAGGUGGAAGUGAGAACAAAGGUGGAACCUUUUGGAGAUAUUUGGGCUCCGGCUAUAAUCAUAAAGAAGAAUGAAGAUGAGACAUUGCUGGUGAAGUACGGUGAAGAAAAUGCAUGCAGAAAGAUAAACGUUCCUUACUCCAAGAUCAGGCCUUCACCACCGUCUUUUGGUUCAAGACCUUUUGGGUUGAUGGAGAAUGUGGAUGUCCUGGUCGAGUCUGGAUGGUGUCCAAGUGUAGUAAGCAUGGUUCUCUGUGAGUAUAAUAGAUACACUGUGCUUUUGGGUCGGAACAAGAAGAGUAAAGACUUUGACCACUCGCUGUUAAGACCAACUAUGGAGUGGAAAGAUGGAGUCUGGCAAACAAAAGAAAAGGUUUCGGAUAGAAAGGAGAGUCCACAUGCAGCUGAAGAGUCAACUCGCAUAAGGGUAAAAGUGAGGAAGGCACGCUCUUCUUGUGGCACUACUGUGAAGAAUCUUCCUCAAACUCCAGUUUCAUCUGGAGAGAUAGCAAGCAAAAUGGCUAAUGUUGUGAUCAGUGAGAACAUUCUAGUCUCUAAGAAACCGGAGAUAGCAGAAACCCUGGGUGUAGUAGCUACAACUCUGCAGGCAAAACCUCAAAGGAAGAAACUUAAGACAAUGAAGAAACAAAAGGGCUCUACAAAUGAUUCCGUUGUAGAGAAGGCACACGAAGAGUCGAAUAACAGAGAGAGUGUAAACAAGAGGAAAAGAGGACGACCACAUAAGUUCAUAAGCAAAGAGCCUAAACAGAAGACUGGUGUGGCUGCUAGUGAUCCAAUGCUUAAUAAUGCUGUUGUGGAAACUCCUAAAGCGAAAGAUUCAACAAUGGUUCUGCCCUUUGUAAAGAAGUCACCGUGUUGGAAGGUUCUUGAAUCAAUGGAGAUCUUCAAAGCUAUGCCACAGCGUCCACAUUUCAAUCCACUGCUGGAGUGCGAGGAAGAGUCACGUGAAGGAGACGCCAUUGGUGCAAUGGUGAAGUUCACUGGACUGUUAGAGAAAGUCAAUAAUAUUCAAGGGGACGAUUCAGUGACUGAGAUAAACAGGAUCAAAGAGUGUUUUCUCAAGCUAGAGGAACACGGGUUCGACGUUACCGCACCUUGUUCUCGGAUAGACAAGCUGCUCUCCGUUAAAGAAAGCCAGACGUGGGCGUUGGAAGAGUUAAAAGUUGCUGAGAGAGAGAUCACAGAGAAUGAUAACAAAAGAAGGAAGUUGGAAGAAGAUAUUGAAGAAUUGCCCAAGGAGAUUGUUGAGUUGCAGAGACAACUAGCAUUGGUCAAGGAAGAGAAAGUGGCAAAGGAUAAGGAGAUAGCUCUGAUGCAGUCCUACGCAGAGAUUCUCGACCAAAAGGUUCAGAAUGUGGAGCAGGAGUUUAGGGAAACUGUGACUUCCCCAUGGAAAUAAUAAUUACACAAUAAGCUAAUAAUAUAUCUAAAGAUGUUUUUGUAAUAAGCUAUUUGACUCGUCUGUCGUAUGUUCGCAGAAUGAUGAUAACUUCGACUAGUUUAAGUAAAAACGUUUGUGUGUGUCUGGUCUUAAAUAAUCAGAUUCAUUGAUAACACA
Messenger RNA from Brassica napus (rape), 2371 nucleotides. RefSeq names its product DUF724 domain-containing protein 7. The transcript is spliced from 7 exons. NCBI's taxonomy places the organism in Eukaryota, Viridiplantae, Streptophyta, Magnoliopsida, Brassicales, Brassicaceae. The coding region runs from base 302 to 2212 and encodes 636 amino acids. The record is from RefSeq and is a predicted model, not a curated record.